Messenger RNA from Acyrthosiphon pisum (pea aphid), 889 nucleotides. RefSeq lists its product as uncharacterized. The transcript has 2 exons. The record is from RefSeq and is a predicted model, not a curated record. NCBI's taxonomy places the organism in Eukaryota, Metazoa, Arthropoda, Insecta, Hemiptera, Aphididae. Bases 16 to 348 code for a protein of 110 amino acids.
UAAUAUUUUUACAUAAUGGCAACAGACAAACUUAAAAAGAGUGUUUAUAAAUAUUGCUUUGUAUCACUUUGUAAAAACACAAGUGUAAGUACACCAGAUAAAAUAUUCUUAAAUGUGCCCGAGUCCAAAAAAUUAAGAAGAAACUGGUUGAAAGCUGCAAGAUGUGACAAAAAAGAUGUUUCUGAUAAAUCCCACUUAUCUUGCUGCGAAGAUCAUUUUGAUAUUGAAAAUGAUCUUGAAAAUUAUAUUCAAUAUAAGCUAAUGGGAUUAAAAAGACUUGUGCUUAAAAAAGGUAUCAUUCCACAUACAUUUGAUUGUCAUUCUGAUCGAAAAAGAUCUUCUACCUAAAUCGUCCAUCAUUAUUUAAAAAAAAUAAAAUAAAAUUAGAAGUGGAAAAUGCAGUUGGCGAAUAUAGUUUAAAUAAAAGUAAAGUUUUAUAAUUUUUAAUUAUUUUAUACAUUUUUGAUACUAAUGGGAAACUUUUACAAUAAUUUAUUGUUAAUGAUAGGUGGUAUUAUCUCUGAAGAUAUCUGUAUUGAUGAUCAAAGUAGUACAGUUGAUUCAAAGGAAAAAGAAUGUGUGAUGCACAUUACUAAAACUAGUGAUGUUGGUGUACAAGUCAAUUUAAAAAAUUUGAAAAGCACAAGAUCCAAAGAAUUCAAUGCAGAUUAUCAGAGAAUUCAACUAAAUUUAAAACAAUAGCUUGUUCACCUAUUAAAGUAAACCUUUUAGAAUCUUGUUACACUAAAAGUUUAAAAGUAAAAGAAAACUAUUGUUCAGUCUCAGAAUCUAGUGAUAACAGUUCAGAAACAUCAGAUACUUUAGCUCUUUCUAGUUCUGUCGAAAGUGAAAAUUCAUUUAACUUUGAAUUUGAAUAUACUAAUGAACG